Molecule: messenger RNA, 4406 nt
Organism: Lemur catta (Ring-tailed lemur)
Lineage: Eukaryota; Metazoa; Chordata; Mammalia; Primates; Lemuridae
Exons: 3
Coding region: 1533-2363 (276 amino acids)
Source: RefSeq, a predicted model, not a curated record
GUUGCUCAGGCUGGUCCUGACCUCCUGCCUCAGCCUCCCAAAAUUCUAGGAUUAGAGGCCUGAGCCACCACGCAAGCCUUUGGACAACAACUCAGUGACAUUGUCUCAGGCCCACCCUGGGGCCCCCGCUGAGAUCACUUAAGCCACUUUUGCAUGUGGGCCCCCAGAGAAUCCCCCCAAGUUCAGACUUCUAAUUUGUUUAGGAAAAGGAGGUUUGAGUUGGAUUUUUGGGUCAUUAUGCACAGCAGCUUCCCCCUUCUGGACUCCGGCUCCCUGGAUAAAGCUUUAACUGUCCCCAGCGGGGCUUGCCCUCCUGGGGGUCCGUGAGCCAGGUUUCCAGAGCCUUCCCUGCCACUCCAGCUCUCAUGCAAGACCCUGGCAACAAGGGACCGCCCAGACCCCCUCGAGGGCAGGCACUCCCGGGCAGACCUUAUGAAUGACUCCUUUAAACUCCAGCGCUCUCUCCUGAAAAGAUGAAUUCAUUCAGGGCCCUGUCAGUAAAUUUCCAGAGCCGAGUGGGGUGUCUGUCCUGCAGGUCACUCUGUGCCAUCGCAGGGGGUGGGAUGCAGCUGGGUUACCAAUGCUCUUGGCUGCCGGAGGUUUUCCGAGAGGAGAGCAAAAUAUUUGCUCUGUGUUUUCUCCUUCUUCGCCUUCCACUGUCUUUCCUUCACAAACAGGAAGUGAGGCAGAGCUGGGACGCCACUGGGGGACCCAGGGGAUGCUGGGCUCUGACACACCUGUGCCACCAUCACCCCAGAGUGCGGUGGCCUGUGGACAGUCCCCGCAGAAGGGAAGUGAGGGAGGGACGGUGUCUGGCUGGGUCACAGUCACAGCCCCCAGGCCUGCACAGGGGCACAUGUGCCCAGUGAAGCAGAGCGUGCAUAGAUUAGCUGAGAAACGCUAAUCGACGGCAGACCUUGCUGUGGCGUCUCAGCCUUCCUGCCUCGCCAGUUGCCUUCCUGCGACAGCCAGAGAACGACAGAUGCACCAAGACACUGGAGGCUGCUCCUGGCUGGGGUCUACCCUUCCUGAGACAACGCUGUUCUAACCGAUUCCAGCAGACUGGACACCCUGCCCCAAAGGACAGAUCUCUCAAGGUCCGGGUGGGGGUGAUGGGGGCCACAUUCUCAGGCAGCUGUGGGUCUUUGCUGUGGGAAGGAGGGGAAGGACCCCGGGGGGGCGCCCUAGGGCCGCCCCUUGGAACUGGCGAGGAGGAAGUGCACCCCUGCCUGCCGGCCACGUCUGCCAGAGGCUGAGUCACCCUGGGCUGUCCCUUCCUUACUCAUUUCACGGCUGGGCAGCGGCUGAGAAAAGGAUCCCCCCAAAGCGGAACUCCUCCAGCACGUGCAGUCACUUGUCAUUUAGACCAGGGGCCGGGGGCAAGGUCCUGCGCUCCACGCAGGUUCCAACGCUCAUUGGCACGAGGGUCUUCGGCCACAAACUGCUGUCCGAACCGCGGGAGAGCAAGUGAUGCCAGCCAGCUGUGCCCUGCCCCUCCCUCCCUGCCUGUCCCUCCCUGCUCCCUCCCUGCUAUGGGGGAGGCCGUAAGGAGAGGAGGGAGACCAGGGCUGGGCCUGACGUCCACGCUCUGGACUUCAGUGGAGCCCCGGCCUUUCUCAGCCACCCGGGACCAGGCGAACGCCACCUGUUGCAGGUUUCACGUCUGUGCCCGAGUUCCCUGCUGGCCGUCCUCCUCGGUCACCACCUGGCCGCGGAGCUUUCAUCUCCAGCGCCCCAGCAGCCGUGGGGCCUUGCAGCCGCCUCCCCAGCAGAUGUGCACCACGGCCAUCGUGGCUAGAGGCUCUGCGGGCCGUGCUGGUCUAGAAGCUUCCUCACUGCACACCAGCUGGCCAGGCCACCUCCUCCCGGGGCUGUGUCGUCCAGACAGUGUUGCCGGCCAGGAUCCCGCCAGCUCCCCCCGGAAUACACAGUCCUUCAUUCCUGACCCCCGCGUGGGAGCCCCCCUGCGGCUGACACUGGGGACCAACGCUGGGCGAGGCUCACACACCCUGCAGCGGAGACGCCGCUGCUCACAAAUGAAGAGACUGAGGUUCAGAGUGAUGACCUGCCGGGUCUGCCAACUACCGACAGAGCUGAGCCUCGGCUUGUAUUUCUGGCCACGGGGCUGGUGUCCCUGCCCGUCCCGGUUCCUGACGCUUCUGAGGCUGUCUGGACUUGGUGACGGUCACCCCCCUAUCACCACCCUGCACCUCCAUGCCAGAAUCAGGUGUGGAAGCAGCUCAAGGAGGGAAAGUGACUUGUCCAAAGUCACACGGCUCGCAAGUGACCCACAGCACCGGCGUUUGCAUGCACGAGUCUCAUGGGCCGAUGCUUUCCAUCCCUGCCCUGCCUCUAUGGCUUAGUGACAAGGGUGUUACCGCCUCAGGGGCGACUGUCACAAGCUGCCUGAUGGAACUCGAACAAUUCCGGCGCCUUCCGCGGCCCUCUCUGACCAUGUUUCCUGACUCUGAAGGGCUCCGCCCAAAGCCACAGAGGAAGUCGGGGCACAAAUCUGGGGCUCUCUCGGCUCGGGCCACCCUGAUUUGCAGGAGCUGUUCUGCGUCUCACAUCUGCUAGAGUGUCGCGUGUGCAUGCCCCACCAUGGCCCGUGGCGUGUCCCCUCCGCCAAGAGACGGUUUUUCUGGGUGAGACUGAGGUCCCUGUCCACCCUGGCCUGGAAGGUGGGGGUCCUUCCAUCAUCUCAGCCCUGCGUUGCCUCUCUCUGCUCAGGUCACGCUGUCACAGACGGCAGGGACAGUGAGAAUGUUCUUCCGAGACAAAUGAAGUCAGCUGGACUCAGCGCCUGCCAGCCGGGCACUCACCCCGCUGAUGGAAUAGAUCGGGGAGCCUCUAAUCCUGAGAGUGCCAGCAUUUUCUCAUUAUGUUCCAGAACCUUCCUCAUGCCUUUGGCCGCCUCUUCAGAGAAGUCAAAGUUCAGGGCGGUGCUCAGAGACGCUUCAGAAAACUGAACUUUGUGCACAGCAUGAAGGGAGGGCAUCAAAUGAAACAUGGGACGUGCCAGUCAGAGGAAAGGGGCCGAGGGCUCGGGCUCUGGAUUCCAAUAACCCGGUUGGAAUCCUGGCUCUGCCACUUACGACCCAGGUCCCGGGACCCUGGCACGGUUCUAAACCUCUUGACGCCUCAGCGUCCUCGUCUGUGGGCCGAGGAUGGCGCUGUGCCCACCCCAGAGGCCUGUUCCGAGGGCUGAACGAGACGACACGUAAACACGCCCUGGGAAGCGCUCCGUGGGGCCGGCCUGUUACUGUUACUGCUGGCGAGGUUGAUGAUAAUCGCCAGAGACGGGACAUCCGGGUCUGAGGCUGAGUUCAGCCCGCUGGAAAGAACCGAGUGAUAACCCCCUCAGAGGUUCAUCUUCUCAGGGGACAAUGGGGACAGCACCUGCCCUUGCUCCUACCUGCCCGGCUGCGGGGAGGAUCUGACGCGUGGGUCACACCGGCUGUCUCCUCCCUGGGCCCCUGCCCAGCCCUGGGACCCCACUGUGACUUCAGCCACUUCCCGCCCCAGAGCCACGCCCUGGCCGGGGCUGUGAAAUCCGCUCUCCAAAGGAGCGGUGGGUCCCACCCAGCUCAGUCCCCUGCCCGCCUCCGCGGUCCUGCAUCCUCAGGGGCCUGUUGCACUAUCCCCCCUUUGCCUUUAGUCCCCUGCUCUCUGGUGACUCGACACAGGACAUGCUCAAGCUGCUCUUGUCUGGAGAAACAGCCUCUGGAAGCCCAGGUCCCCUUUCUCUGUCUGUCUGUCUGUCUGUCUCUCCACAGGCACCUUGUUAAAUGAGUCGACCACGUUCUCCACUUCCAGUUCUCUUGCUUUGGAGUCUGCAGCAAUCUGGCCUCUAGUCUCACCUGUCACUGGAAUUGCUCCGCUAAAGCCCCCAACGACUUGCUAACGUCCAAAUCCCGCGGAAACGGUUUUCUUUCCCUUGCGUGCCGCCGGCAGUGUUUGAGAAGGCAGGAUGGAGGGCAGGACAGCCACGAGGGAGGGGCUCUAAACACGCACGGGCUGGACACAGUCCUGGCUCCAACCCGGACAUCUGUUUGCCACUGGCAAAUAUUUAACCUUCCCAAGGCUCAAUGGCUUCAGCUGAUGAACGGAGACAAUAAAAGCCACACUCCUCUCUCUUGUGCGGUGCACGGGCUGCCUGUCCUAAGCGGUGGCCCCGAAACGGCCCCAGAUCCCUGUUUCUUCAUCUGAAAGUCCUACAGACCUAUCCACCUGUCGGGGACCUGUCCGUCUCGCUUUGCUGAUCUCUGAAUCUUCAGAAGCAGAAACUGUAUGCACUGUGCCUGGCACACAGUAGGUAUUCAAUGAAUGCAUGCAAGGAUAGGCGAAUGAGCGUGUGAAUUCACUGCACAAACUGUAAAGUGCUACACAAAUGCCAGGCGAACACA